GUCACAAUCUGAGUAAUUUCUUUUAUUUACCACGCUGACUGCUACACACGCAUUUAGUAAUUUUAUAUUGUUUGGUUUAUAGUAGCGUAAAAAACGUUACCGAUUAUACAAGAUGCCGACUCCAGAUAAAAUAUUAAUGAGAAAAAUCAAAAAACGCGAAAAGAAAAAAUUAAAACUGAUUUCUAAAAAAGCAAACGGCACACAAGAAACAGAACAACCUGCUGAGACUUCUACAUCUGAAGAAGCUCCCGCAAAAGAAUCUUUGAAACGACCAGUUGAAACUAUUGAAAACAAUUCCGUUUUGUUGCCAAAAAAAAAGAAAAAGAAACAAAAGGCUACUAUUACUCCAGAGCCAAAACAAGAGCCAGCAUCAGAAAGUGAAAAUGAGCAAGUAGACAAUAAUGAUGAAGUUGAGGUUAAGCCUGAAGAUGAAAGUGAAUUGCCUGGCUCUAGUCUAUGUCUAGGAAUUUUAUCUGAUCAGAAGUUUUCAUCUUUACAAGAGAAAGUAUGUGAGGCAACACUUAUGGGUAUAAAGGACAUGGGUUUCACAACAAUGACAGAAAUACAGGCUAAAGCAAUACCUCCUCUACUUGAAGGGAGAGAUCUUGUGGGUGCGGCUAGAACAGGCUCUGGAAAAACUCUUGCCUUUCUCAUACCAGCUAUUGAUCUCAUAUACAAAUUAAAAUUCAAACCUAGAAAUGGCACUGGUGUUAUAAUACUGUCACCAACACGAGAACUAUCAAUGCAGACAUUUGGAGUUUUAAUGGAAUUGAUGAAAUACCACCAUCAUACAUAUGGUUUGGUUAUGGGAGGGGCUAAUAGAACUACAGAAGCACAAAAACUUUCCAAAGGUAUUAAUAUAUUAGUGGCAACACCUGGACGUCUGCUAGAUCAUUUACAAAACACACCUGACUUCUUAUACAAAAACUUGCAAUGUCUUGUUAUUGAUGAAGCUGAUAGGAUACUUGAAAUUGGUUUUGAAGAAGAAGUGAAACAAAUUAUUAGAUUGCUACCAAAACGCCGCCAAACAAUGCUAUUUAGUGCAACACAAACCAAGAAAACAGAAUCAUUGACAGCUUUGGCUGUAAAGCAUGAACCUGUGUAUGUGGGUGUUGAUGAUCAUAGAGAACAAGCUACUGUUGAUUCUUUGGAACAAGGAUACAUUGUAUGCCCGUCUGAAAAACGUAUGAUGGUUCUAUUCACAUUCCUAAAGAAGAACAGGAAAAAGAAGGUGAUGGUGUUCUUCUCAACAUGUAUGUCUGUGAAAUACCACCAUGAACUAUUUAACUACAUUGAUCUUCCAGUCAUGUCGAUUCACGGUAAACAACAACAGGCUAAGCGUACCACAACUUUUUUCCAAUUCUGUAAUGCAGAGAGUGGCAUACUACUUUGUACAGAUGUAGCUGCAAGAGGUUUAGAUAUACCGGCUGUAGAUUGGAUUGUACAAUAUGAUCCACCAGAUGACCCUAAGGAAUACAUUCAUAGAGUGGGUAGAACUGCAAGAGGUCUGGGCACAAGUGGACAUGCUUUGUUAUUCUUGCGACCUGAAGAGUUAGGGUUCCUCAGGUUUUUGAAACAAUCCAGGGUUACACUAAAUGAAUUUGAAUUCUCUUGGAAUAAAGUUGCUGAUAUUCAACUACAGUUGGAAAAAUUAAUAUCAAGAAACUACUUCCUUAACCAGUCGGCUAAAGAAGCAUUUAAGAGCUAUCUACGCGCUUAUGACUCUCACCACUUGAAAACCAUAUUUGAUAUUGACACAAUAGAUCUCGCAAAAGUAUCAAAAUCAUUUGGUUUUACUGUACCACCAGCUGUUGAACUGAAAGCACCUACUAAUAAAGGUCCACCACAAAAGAGGAAAGGAGGUGGAGGCUUUGGGUAUUUCAAAACACUAAAUGCUCCUGGUCAUAAGAAAGCUGAGAAAACGAAAAUCUAUAGACAAAAAGGGAAUGGAAAUAGGUCUAUAAGCUGAACUUUUUAAACAUGGUUAUAUUUAUUAAAGUUGAUGUAAUAA
Messenger RNA from Vanessa tameamea, 2011 nucleotides. It is a transcript of the gene pit, whose product is annotated as pitchoune. The transcript is spliced from 11 exons. NCBI's taxonomy places the organism in Eukaryota, Metazoa, Arthropoda, Insecta, Lepidoptera, Nymphalidae. Gene Ontology annotation, molecular function: nucleic acid binding; RNA helicase activity; ATP binding. Gene Ontology annotation, cellular component: nucleolus. Bases 113 to 1969 code for a protein of 618 amino acids. The record is from RefSeq and is a predicted model, not a curated record. Gene Ontology annotation, biological process: maturation of LSU-rRNA from tricistronic rRNA transcript (SSU-rRNA, 5.8S rRNA, LSU-rRNA).